CCGCGGGGGCCCGGCCCGCACUCUGCUCCCGCCCGCCCCGCCGGGUCCUCGUGCCGUCGCCGCCCGCAGCCCCCCGGCCCGCGCCCCCCCGGCUGCAGCCAUGAGCGGGUGGAGCUCCUACAUCGACAGCCUCAUGGCGGACGGGACGUGCCAGGACGCGGCCAUCGUGGGCUACAAGGACGCCCCGUCGGUCUGGGCCGCCUCCCCCGGCAAGACCUUCAUCAACAUCACGCCGGCUGAGGUGAAUGUGCUGGUGGGACCAGACCGGGCGUCACUGCUGGUGAACGGGCUAACGCUGGGGGGGCAGAAGUGCUCCGUGAUCCGCGACAGUCUCUUGGUGGAUGGUGAAUUCACCAUGGACCUGCGCACCAAGAGCCCCGGCGGCCCCACCUUCAACGUCACUGUUGCCACCACCCACAAGACGAUCCUGCUAGUCAUGGGCAAGGAGGGCAUCCACGGCGGCUGCGUCAACAAGAAGUGCUAUGAGAUGGCCAAUCACCUGCGGCGGUCCCAAUAUUGAGCCUGGCCCCGCCUCCUGCACCCAUUGCUCCUCCUUCCCCCCCCCCCCUCCGGUACUACUGAGGCCAGCACCCCUUUCCUUCCCCAGCACCUUGGGGGUGAAUCCCCCACCUACCUACCCCCCCCACCCUUGUGGCUGCCAAACCCACCCUGGGGUUCCCCCCCACCCUGCCCAGGGGGACCCCCAGAGUCACCCAUUUUGGGGUUUUUCACCUUUUUUCUUACUGGCUUUUAAUUUUUGGGGGUUUUUUUUGUUUUUUUUUUUUUGAGAGAAAAAUAAAAAUAAAAAAUAAAAAAAAGAA
Messenger RNA from Alligator mississippiensis (American alligator), 821 nucleotides. RefSeq names its product profilin 1 (gene PFN1). Bases 101 to 520 code for a protein of 139 amino acids. Gene Ontology annotation, cellular component: cytoplasm. Gene Ontology annotation, biological process: actin cytoskeleton organization; regulation of actin filament polymerization; positive regulation of actin filament bundle assembly. The transcript has 3 exons. The record is from RefSeq and is a predicted model, not a curated record. Gene Ontology annotation, molecular function: actin binding. Lineage: Eukaryota; Metazoa; Chordata; Crocodylia; Alligatoridae.